Drosophila subpulchrella is the source of this 945-nucleotide messenger RNA. It is a transcript of the gene Pex11ab, whose product is annotated as peroxisomal membrane protein 11B. Gene Ontology annotation, biological process: regulation of peroxisome size; peroxisome fission. Gene Ontology annotation, cellular component: peroxisomal membrane. The record is from RefSeq and is a predicted model, not a curated record. The coding region runs from base 97 to 828 and encodes 243 amino acids. The transcript has 2 exons. Lineage: Eukaryota; Metazoa; Arthropoda; Insecta; Diptera; Drosophilidae.
ACAGCUGAUGAGUCCCUUCAGCCAAACAUUCGACCUUUGGAUUUUGGAUCUAGCUUAAAUUUGAAUUUGCUGCACAACUAACCGUGCGGUCACAACAUGAAUAUGGAUCGAUUGGUGCAACUGAACAACCAGGCUGGCGGUCGGGAUAAGAUCGCUCGACUCGUCCAGUAUGCCUCGCGGGCCAUGUGGGAUUCGCUGGAGUCCGCCAAUUCCAGCCCAGCGCUGGUGGACAACUUCAAGACGAUCGAAUACAUCCUGAGCACCUUCCGGAAGUUGCUCCGCUUCGGCAAGUGCGUCGAUGUGUUCUACGGCACCCUGAAGACACUCCAUCAUCCGGAUCUCACCAUUCGAGUUACGCUCACCCUGAGCAAGCUGUCCCAGUCGCUGUUCCUCUUCGCCGACCACUUCCUCUGGCUGGCCAGGACAGGAUUGACGGCGGUGAACGCAAAACGUUGGUCCACCAUCGCCAACAAGUACUGGCUCUUCUCGAUCAUAAUGAACCUGUGCCGGGAUUUCUACGAGAUCCUGAGGGUUCUGGACCUGCAUCGAUCCGGCUGCAAGGGCGGAAUCUCCCGCUGCCGCAUUCCCACGAGCAUCAACUCGUCGGAGGACUUCAAGCGCAUGGCCCUGCAGUCCUACGUGCUCGUACAGGGACACAAGGACAUUGUGGUGGACACGGUGAAGAAUGUGUGCGACUUCUUCAUUCCCCUGACCGCCCUGGGCUACACGAGUCUCACGCCCCGGACAAUUGGACUCCUGGGGGCGAUAUCAUCGCUGGCCGGACUCUGGGCCCUGCUGGAGCCCAAGGCCAAGCUAACGCCUGCAUAACAACUGAUAUUGAAAACUUUGUAGAUAGGGCCCCAUAUUUCCUUGUAUCUAUUUUAAUUGUUAUACUUGUAUUUGUGCUCGGAUUAAGUUGAAAGAUAAACGAACGAUUUUACGAAA